Vanessa tameamea is the source of this 2366-nucleotide messenger RNA. It is a transcript of the gene Ip6k, whose product is annotated as inositol hexakisphosphate kinase 3. Gene Ontology annotation, cellular component: cytoplasm; nucleus. The transcript has 9 exons. The record is from RefSeq and is a predicted model, not a curated record. Gene Ontology annotation, molecular function: inositol hexakisphosphate kinase activity. Lineage: Eukaryota; Metazoa; Arthropoda; Insecta; Lepidoptera; Nymphalidae. Gene Ontology annotation, biological process: inositol phosphate biosynthetic process; phosphatidylinositol phosphate biosynthetic process. The coding region runs from base 483 to 1985 and encodes 500 amino acids.
UUUUACUAUUUGACGUUUAUGUGACAGUCUGUUAGGGUAGACAUUUUAGAUUUUAAUAAAUUCUUGAACGUUUUCAUGGGAUUUAUUUUUGAUCGACCCAAUUAUUUAUGUAAGAAUUCAUAAGCUUUGCAGUAUUAAAAUGCUUUUCGUGAAUCUAAGACAAAAUUUUUAAUGAAAUUGCGGUUAAUGUUAUUAUCUGUUCUCUUGCUUUUUUAUUGAAAAUUACAAAUCUUACCAGUGGUUUUUUAAUAUUCAAUGUUUUUAAUUAAAGUAAUAGGUUAACUUUUUUGGUGUAUACAUUUAUCUGCUGAAGACAUUCAUGCUGAAAUCAUCUAAAGCCUCAUAUAUUGACAUCUAAAUUCUUAGAGAAAGGUGCGCGGCGCACGUCUCUGCCGACUCGUUCGGAGGUCGGCUUUGCGACCGAAACACUCGACACUGAUUUAGCUGAGGUGGACAGCGGCGGCGGUGGCUCGGCUGAAGUAAUGGUGUACUCGCUCGGCUGGGGCAUGGGGGAGCCGGAGCGGCGUGCGCUGGACCGCAAGCGUGCCCAGCCCGUCGCACACUCGCUCUCGCCCGACGAUGGACACGAGGUUGACGUGCUGCCUCUCCAUAAUCAGGUUGGCGGGCACACCAGACUCCUGGUCUUGAACGACAGUACGGUGAUCAAGCCUCUGAACAUACGCGAGCUGCAUUUCUACCAAAACAUUCCCGAAGACAUCCAGAGCUUCGUUCCCCGAUACAAAGGCGUGAUGCAGGCCUCAAACACGGGAAGCAUGAAAUUGGACAAGCGGUACUCUCCAUGUUUCCGCGACGAGAACGGGCGCAAGCAGUCGCUGGGAGGGAAGCGCAAGCGCGACGAUGUUUUCAAAUUUAAAGUGCAUCGAAACGGUAAUGCGAGCGAAGUUCUAAAGAGUAUUGCACACAUGGACAACUCCAAUAAGCAAUAUUUCUUAAUGAUGGAGAAUAUAACGUCGUCGUACCGGCGGCCGUGCGUGCUCGACCUCAAGAUGGGCACGCGGCAGCACGGAGACGACGCUACCGCGGAGAAACGCACCAAACAAAUCGCCAAGUGCGCCGCCAGCACCUCCGCAUCGCUCGGAGUGCGUCUCUGCGGCAUGCAGGUAUACGUCCCGGAGACGGGCGCCUGCGUGCGGCGGGACAAGUACUGGGGGCGCGCGCUUUCGGAGAGCGGCCUGCGCGAGGCGCUGCGAGACUUCUUCGCGGCGGGCGCGAGCGGCGUGCGCGCGCGCGUCGUGCGCCGCGUGCUGCGCGACCUGGACGCGCUGCGCCGCGCCAUCGCCAAGCAGACCAGCUACCGCUUCUACUCCUGUUCACUUCUGAUAGUAUACGAGGGCGACGUGGCGAACGAGUUCGUCACGGACGAGACGAGCGGUGGCGCCUCGUCCGAGUACGAGGGCGACGCCUCGGCCGGAUCCUCGGAGUCGGUUCCCUCGCCGGGCCACUUCGACAUGUCGACGUUGCACGAUGAGAUCUCGGGCGAUGCUCGCGAACCUUUCGUGCCGCACUCGGAGGAGACCAUGGGCGGCUACGAGGAGGGCGAGGUGAGCGCGCCGAGCGAGCCUACGGAGGCGCGUUCGAGUCGCGGACGCGCCUCCCCGCGGCUACAGCCGCCGAGCCCGGACUCGGCUGACAGCUGGAUGGCGUAUUCGUCCACGAGCAGCGAGUCGUGGCGCCACGAGGGCGAGGCGGAGGCGGAGGCGGAGGACGCGGCCACCAAGCGCGCGCGCACGCGGCCCGUGUGGCCCGCGCCGCCGCCCGCGCCGCCCGCGCCGCCUGCGCCGCCCGACGAGCGCGUCGACAUCCGCAUGAUCGACUUCGCGCACACGGCCUUCGCGGGCGCCGACGCCGAGUCCCCGCUGGCCACGGCCACGCCGCACCACGGGCCCGAUUGCGGCUUCCUCACGGGCGUGGACUCGCUCAAGCGCCUGCUCACCGAGAUCCUUCACCCGCAGCCCUACAGUUAAUGAGGCCCCGUCCGCGCCGCCUCGGCGCACUCUAGACAAAACUUGCAAUAAUAUAAUCCCCUAUCGGUCGAAGUCGGAGAGGGCCGCGGUCGGUCCCGCCCCGGAGAACUCGAUGGAUACGGUCGGUACGUACGGUACGUUCGGCUCGCCCGCUUCGAGGUUCGACGUGAAAUAUAUUCGAAAGAGACUAUUUCCUUAAAAUUAUAAAAUAUUCGACUGAACGCUCCUACUGACCUUAGUUAACCCGUGAGGAGGCGCGCCCUGAAAAUAUACACGAUGAGGCGCGCGCGAGCAAAAUGCUCACAUUACGUCAAAUAAGAUUUUUUAAUUAACUAUUGAUAAAUGUUAUACAUUUAAUAACAUCCAAAUAAAUAAAAGACA